Schistocerca gregaria is the source of this 1041-nucleotide messenger RNA. RefSeq names its product keratin-associated protein 5-3-like. Bases 1 to 1041 code for a protein of 346 amino acids. The record is from RefSeq and is a predicted model, not a curated record. The transcript is spliced from 4 exons. Lineage: Eukaryota; Metazoa; Arthropoda; Insecta; Orthoptera; Acrididae.
AUGGAUGUGUGUAAGUGUAGUGCAUCUUCCCAAAUAGGUGUGUGUCAGUGUAGUGCUUCUUCCCAAAUAGGUGUGUGUCAGUGUAGUGCUUCUUUUCAAAUAGGUGUGUGUCUGUGUAAUGCUUCUUCCCAAAUAGGUGUGUGUCUGUGUAGUGCUUCUUCCCAAAUAGGUGUGUGUCAGUGUAGUGCUUCUUCCCAAAUAAGUGUGUGUCUGUGUAGUGCUUCUUCCCAAAUAGGUGUGUGUCAGUGUAGUGCUUCUUCCCAAAUAGGUGUGUGUCUGUGUAGCGCUUCUUCCCAAAUAAGUGUGUGUCUGUGUAGCGCUUCUUCCCAAAUAAGUGUGUGUCAGUGUAGUGUUUCAUCCCAAAUAAGUGUGUGUCAGUGUAGUGCUUCUUUUCAAAUAGGUGUGUGUCUAUGUAAUGCUUCUUCCCAAAUAGGUGUGUGUCUGUGUAGUGCUUCUUCCCAAAUAGGUGUGUGUCAGUGUAGUGCUUCUUCCCAAAUAAGUGUGUGUCUGUGUAGUGCUUCUUCCCAAAUAGGUGUGUGUCAGUGUAGUGCUUCUUCCCAAAUAGGUGUGUGUCAGUGUAGUGCUUCUUCCCAAAUAGAUGUGUGUAAGUGUAGUGCAUCUUCCCAAAUAGGUGUGUGUCAGUGUACUGCUUCUUCCCAAAUAGGUGUGUGUCAGUGUACUGCUUCUUCCCAAAUAGGUGUGUGUCAGUGUAGUGCUUCUUCCCAAAUAGGUGUGUGUCAGUGUAGUGCUUCUUCCCAAAUAGCUGUGUGUCUGUGUAGUGCUGCUUCCCAAAUAGGUGUGUGUCAGUGUACUGCUUCUUCCCAAAUAGGUGUGUGUCAGUGUAGUGCUUCUUCCCAAAUAGGUGUGUAUCAGUGUAGUGCUUCUUCCCAAAUAGGUGUGUGUGAGUGUAGUGCUUCUUCCCAAAUAGGUGUGUGUCAGUGUAGCGCUUCAUCCCAAAUAGGUGUGUGUCAGUGUAGUGCUUCUUCCAAAAUAAGUGUGAGUCAGUGUAGUGAUUCUUACCAAAUAAGUGUGUCAGUGUAG